Messenger RNA from Candidozyma duobushaemuli, 1272 nucleotides. RefSeq lists its product as uncharacterized. The coding region runs from base 1 to 1272 and encodes 423 amino acids. The transcript has 2 exons. Lineage: Eukaryota; Fungi; Ascomycota; Pichiomycetes; Serinales; Metschnikowiaceae. The record is from RefSeq and is a predicted model, not a curated record.
AUGGAUGAUUCAUAUCUUUACGCCCCACCAAAUCCCUCGGUGGGUAAGCUGGUGAAGUGGAUUCUUGUCUUGCUUUUGCUAAGAGCAAAAAACCCAAUAAGGCUUACAGCUUUCCUUUCGCUCAACCCUACCAUCAGAAGCGUCAUCAAUGAUUGGCUCAGAGAUCAUACAAGACUCAAGGACCCUGAAACCGUUGACAGAAGGGCACGCAAAUUGGCCAACUUGGUCUCCGUGGGAAUCUUGUUUCUGGCUGUUGCAAACAAUCCACAGAUUCCUAAGGAUUACUGGCUGAUCUAUUUCUACACGGCUUACUUUGGUGAAUUGAACCCUCCCAGUUCUAGGAUCACGGUGUACCCUACAUUAUCCAAGGCUACUGGUAUUGAUAAGAUGAAGAAGAAGUCUUGGGUGCGCUACGUGUACACUAGAAAGCAUUAUGUUAUCUAUCCCGUUAUCUUUGGGCAGCUUUUAUCAAACUACUUGACUCCAACGCGAUACAAGCUUAACCACAAGUACUUGUCUGCGUCAAUCAAAAAUUAUAUCCUCAAUCCAAUUUGGGUGAACUACCGCCUUGGCGUCAACUCGCAGCUGGUCCAUUGGGUCGGUUUGUUACAGGCUUAUGUCAAGCACAAUGUCGUUCUUUUCGGAAUCUAUGCAUUGCUUUCCUUCAAGAACAGAGUAAUUGAUACCUACUACGAAGCAACCAAUGGUGCGUUUGACUUUUCACGUAUCAAGAUCCUACUUCGUCACUAUUUAAUCUUCGUUGGGCAUAAGGCGAAUGCUAUGGCUAACUUCAUCUACGGGCCCAACUUGGUCGCGAUGUUCCUCCUUUCAUUAACGGCACCAAUGCUUACUAGAGUCGGCUUCCUCAGAGAUAUUUACUUCGGCAACAUGAAGACAUUUGUCAAGAAUUAUAUCAAGAGCAUUGGUUUUGUCUCUGCUUUUGCAACCAUGAGUCUUGGACUACGGUUACCAGAGACGACCUGGAGACCCCAAAACAUCCGUCAAAUCAGUACCGGCUUUUACGACAGUCUCAACUCGUACUUGCUACGGUUGAUCAUUUUGUCAAAGUGGCGUAUUGUGAAAGAGAAUCACAGAUGGUUCUCUAUCAUAAACAUCCCUAACUGGGACAGAAUCGAGGCAUUCAUUCUCUGCUACGGUGUGUGGAACCUAAUGAAUCUCAACGACUAUAUUCUCAAGCAUCCACUCCAAAAGGAGUGCCAGAGGCUUGAGAAAGAAUCGCUCAUCAGAGCUGUUAAUCGGAUUAUGAAUUAA